CUGGAUAUUUGAACGGAAGACUUCUUUCUCUUCAAUGGAUAUGUAAAUAGUUCAUAUAUGUAAAUCUAAAUCAGGAUCGACUAAACGUGUGUUCAAUUAUAAAGUAAUUGUCUUAAUGCGUACAUUAUCUUGCUGUGAUUUCGACUACAGGGGAAGGUAAUUGGAAUGACUAACAGGGUAAGCAAGUCAACGACCCCCGUGUUAAACACUUCAACAUUAUGGUCACCCAAGCGUUCACUCAGGCCAGAAAUACAGGGGAGGCCCAGCUACAUUAGCAGUGGCAGCUCCGAGUCACGAUCAAGUUCUCCAUCCAGCAAAGGCAGCAAUGCCUCACAGGGCAGCUUCAGAAACAUCCUCGGUGGAACUCUGGUCUACCAGUCACCUACAACGUUUGAUGUUCUGCAGGACUACGUCGUCAUCGACAAGGACACUCAGAUGGACGAGCUGGUCAAUUACAUGUUCCGCUCCUGGAAGCUGCCCUACCCUAAAAUGAUGCUCUCGGUCAUUUCAAGCCACGAAUACUUUGUCUGGAUGAACGACAGUGAGAUAGAGGACAUUCAGAUAGGACUCAUGGAGGUAGCUCGUUUGACUGAGAUGUGGAUCUUCACCGAAGGUGUGGACAGUAGUAUGUCAAAAAUUAUAGGAGACGCUGUCGUCCAGGAGACAAUUAAACGAAGGGCCACUAUGUCCGAGGCGUCUCGCGGCAAGCUCGUGGUCAUUGGGUUGGUACCCAACAGCGAGCUGACCUACGGGGAGCAGAUAGAGGAACAGUCGUCCCCUGUGGAAAAUCAAACCAUAGUAUUCAUUAACAAUAAAGGCAAUGAAAAAAAGGAAUUGAACUGUUACCAUACACACAUGAUGCUGCUGAGGUCAACCGAUCCCACGGAUAAAGAGGCUGCUUGGAACGCCAGGUUCAACAUAGAAGCCAGACUGAUGCAGCAUGUAGAUCUCAAGAGAAAAGAGAGGGCGGCUGGUUUUUCAUUGAAUUCAGAGUCCAAGAAUAUGAAACAUACUCCGAUGGUGGGCCUUCUGAUUCAAGGGGGGCCUCAGGAAAUCGACCGAGUGCUGUGGCUGCUCAAAAAACAACACCCUGUGGUGGUGAUUAGAAAGAAAGGGUUUGCUUCCGGUUUAAUUGCUUAUGCCUGCUAUGAGGGGAUGAAGCUGGGCGGCACAAGUCAGCACCUGGAAAAUAUCGUAAAGCCACAACUAACCGAGAAGGUAACUGAAGCCUUCCCAGAUUACUGUCAGGAUAACGACCAUGCCAGACUUAUAUUGAGAGAUAAGAUUCUGGAAUGUGUCAAGUACGCAGUCCAGGGGGAUCGGCGUUUCCUUACAGUGGUCGACCCAAGCUCAAGUGAGAUUGAUUUAAAAGAUCUAUGUAAAUACAUCUUGGAUGCGUUAGUCAUGGCACACAGCUCUUCCAAAGGUUCUCGGGAAGAGAUAGGCUGGGCCCUGAAGCUUUCUCUACACUGGAACCAGUGUGACUUCGCACGAAAAAAGCUGCUAAAACCAUUGGAAGGCACGAGUAUCCGUAUCAAGGACGACCUGUUCAUGGAAGCACUACUGCUGCCCAACCGAGAGCAGUUUGUUGAACUUUUCAUGGACACUGGGAUCGUUCUCCACAGACUGGUCAGUUUAUACAAGCUUCAAAACCUCUACGAGAAGUCACUGGACAAUGACUUCUUUGAUAGCAUAUGUCUGGACAAAGUCCUCAAACUAAAAAUUACGACAGUAGAUAUGCGUUUCCUGGACGAACCCAACGGCCCGCUGGACAUUCUGAUCUGGAGACUAACUGGACUUCAGAAACAAAUGAGCGCCACCAUCAGCUUUCUGAGACAACCUUUUUCAUCCUCUGAGAAGUCGGCUGCUGAAGGUAAGACUAUUCUUGCACUGAUAUACUGGUCAGUCUUGACCAACAGGCAAUCUCUCGCCAAGGUGUUGUGGAAAAAGACGAGCGAGCCAAUAGCCGUGGCAUUGGUCAUUUCCAACAUGUUCUAUAAUCUCUCGAAGAAGUGGAUCACAGAUGUAGACCUACAGAAGAACGUCAAACAGGCUGCCAUAGAUUUCGGGACACUAGCCAUUGAGGUCAUGGACUUAACUUUCAGCGACUCGACCCUUCUAGCCUACCACGCCUUGGUGAAUCCCAUCCAGGAGUUCAACGACCGGAACGUGGUGGACCUCGCCAUGAUGGGCAACAACAUCUUUUUCAUUGCCCACCCGUGCUGUCAGCGGUCCAUGCGUGAGCGUUGGAUGGGCCACAUUCGACUGAAAUCGUUUGGGAGAUUUCCCAUAACUAUACCAGAAAACAUUAAGAUAUUGCUCUGUGUAUUUCUGGUGUUUCCGAUGUACUUCUGGCUGACCUUCGACAACAGAGAACAGAAAAAUCUGGCAGCUGAUGACUCCACAGAAGAGAAGAAAAAAUUGCAUAAGACGAAUCUCAAAAAGAAAAAGCCAACCUUUUACAACGAUCCGUUUUCAUCAGUUCCAAUAUGGCGACGAGUAUACUUCCUGUACACAGCGCCAAUCACCAAAUUUUGGAUCAAUCAGCUGUUUCUCCUGGCCUACCUCGCCCUCUUUGCCUACGCCUUAAUGAUUCCAUACUGUGGUGACCAGCUCAUCAACACGGUCCUCUGUUGCUGGACGUUUGCCAUCUUGGUGGAUCACAUAGUCGCGACAACCAGGAAAAAAAUGAAGUAUCCAUCUCUGGACUUGUUUUGGCCAAUACAAGACAUCCUCGUUGACACCAUCAUUGUGGUUCUCUUGUUGUACGACGUCCUUGCCCACAACCACUGGAUGCUUCAGUACCUUCCAAACAUCGGCUUUGCGAACUACAAGCUGAUACUGGCCGUUUGCCUCAUUUUCAGCUACUUAAGAGCGUUGAGGUACCUCUUCCCCGUGAGUCGUGACCUGGGACCGAUGUUAGUCAACAUUACUCUCUUGACCAGGAAAGAUUUGUUCAUUUGGUUUCGCCUUUGGAGUCUGUGCCUAAUCUCUGGCGCCCUGUCUAUUCAGUUCGUCGUCUACCCGGCACAAACUGUAGACAUUUACGCAAUUGGACGAGCUUUUGUGAGAGCUCUGGUGGGUCUUUUCCUCACAGAAUACGCUGACAUGGAAGGUGAUGCGGCCUGCUCCAGUCUGUAUCAGACUACUGAAGUAGCUCACACGUGUAACGCCUCUUCACUGAACCCAUAUGUUCUCGCAAGACUUGAGCAGUGCCCUCACGGUUCCUGGAUCAACUACUUCCUCCUCAUUCAGUACCUGCUCAUCACACGUCUGGUCUACUACACUCUCAUGUUUGCUAUAUUUGGAACUACUAUUGACAGGACAUUUGAUCGCUCCAUUGAAAUAUGGAAGUUUCAAUUCUACUCUCUAGUUACGGACUUUGAAGACAGGAUGGUAAUCCCCGUGCCUCUAAACCUUAUUACCUACCCUUUUCAAAUUGUAAACUAUGGCGGCAAACUGUGUAUCACUGGCCUCUUCGAGUGCGCUUCGUGUCUGCGGGGCAUACAAGAACAAUUCAAGCCUGUUUCUAAACAACAAUACUCUGUUCCUUACAACCAAUGGAAGACGUAUAUGAACACACUCGCCAAACGUGAGGCCGAGAAAGAGUUCAACAUUAUGGACGUGGUGGCUCAACUUGAAGAAGAGAAUAACCGACAGAAACUUAUGACCAGGCGACUGACUGACCGAUUAGUGGACAUUGAGCAGAACCAGAACAUGAUAGGCUUCGUCCUGGAAGGUUUACUGAACACUUUACAGUCAUUGGACCCCAAAGCCCAGGCACAGAAAGCCCAAACUCAGGCUCGACCCAUUCACAUCGCUUCCAGACAAGCGCGCUACCCUGGCACUGACAUUACACGUUUUCCUGUCUUGGAGAAAGACGUGCCAUGGGAGGUAAUCUUUGAGCAGUACGACCCAGUAACUUACUCCAAACCAACAGAGGAGUAUCCACUAGACUUCCAAAUGUGGGUUGACCCCAACGUCUUGCUGUUUCAACCCGAGGACCACGAAUACCUGGUCCGAUUUCAUCCAGAAAUGGAGUCCUCUACACUGUUAGGUCCAACUACAAAUGAAGACGAACAGCCAGUAAGCACCUAUGUCCACUUUGAGCCCCACUACAACGCUGUCCAGGUCGUGACACUGCCAAACGGCAAAGAAGGGGUCAUUGACCGGAUCUCUAUGAUCACAGUAAACAAUCAACCUUUACAGUAUGAGAUUGACUUGACGGGCGUCCCCAGGAAUCCCAUGGGCAGGACCGGCCUGAGAGGAAGGGGAAACCUGUACCGCUGGGGUCCAAACCAUAAUGUUAAAGCCGUCAUAUCCCGUUGGAAGUCUGCCGCGGCCACCGGACAACAAGCGGGCAGCAAAGGAAAUGAGAAGAAGAUGGAGAUCAUUUUGUCCCAGGAAGGUGCCGACGUGCGGACAGUGUCUUUGCCCUCAGGUAUCGUGAACUACGGUAACAACCCCUACAGUACAAUGUGCAGUCUGUUACUGAGCUCGUUGUUUAAGGAAGCUGACCUGGAUGUGCCUACCAACUUCAACGAGGAUGAAAUGAUUCAGUAUUAUAGUCAGUUCGCCUCGUCAGAGAUGCAGAAAAAGAACAAAUCAGCCUACGCUUACUACGGCUACUCCGCCAUUAUGGUUUACCGUGGUUACGAGGACGACCCUAGCAACACAGAUAACGCCUGGAGCGAGACUGAGAUCUGGAACUUUCAUUACAAAUACAAAGACUGCUUCGACAAUAAACUGAAAGAGUCUGAUAAAUCUAUGUGGAUGACCGUUGGUCAGAACAUGCCUUUGUCUCCAAUAGAGUUCGCUGCUGUUCUCGAGGCAGCCAAAAUACACAGGGCCAGUGUGUAGUUGUUAAGACUUGCCAGGGUGCGUCUGUUUGGAUAAUCAACCCUAACGAUGAGGCGGUCCAAUGUGUAACAGCUUAUUUUAUCUGUUGAUAUUAGACACAAUUCCAAUGUUUAGUUUAUGGAUUAAUACACACACAUGCCCAAACAUGUUAUA
Messenger RNA from Biomphalaria glabrata, 5013 nucleotides. Its product is annotated as transient receptor potential cation channel subfamily M member 1-like. Gene Ontology annotation, biological process: monoatomic cation transmembrane transport. The transcript is spliced from 34 exons. The record is from RefSeq and is a predicted model, not a curated record. The coding region runs from base 166 to 4860 and encodes 1564 amino acids. Lineage: Eukaryota; Metazoa; Mollusca; Gastropoda; Planorbidae. Gene Ontology annotation, molecular function: monoatomic cation channel activity.